CACACAAGACGCCACAUGACGCCACGUUGCUGGCGGCCAAACUUGGCUUCUUUUUGUACACCUGAGAUCGCCCAGUCGUCACGCGGGCAAGAGGUGCUCAAGGCCAACCCAGCACACCGUCGGCACCGCCGCUAUAUAAGCCCGUCCGGGAGUCACGUUGGCAUCAGACGUUGUCUUGCAUCUGACACACACACCAACAUGAGGAUCUUGAGCGUCAUCCUGCUGGCCGUGGUGCUGUUCCUGGGUGUGGUCGCCGCCCGUCCCAAUGAGGUGCUGGACUUCGAAACUGACAACGUGAGCCACGAGCAGCACGGCGUGCCCGGCCAGGCCGUGUACGGCGAGUACGAGGCAAAGGACGCCCACGGCAACUGGUAUGAGGUGAAGUACGUCGCUGACCACCAUGGCUUCCGUACCCUCUAGAUGAUGACGACAGCGACGCCUGCUGAGGGUGGCCGCCGCGACUCGUAAAGCAGGCCUCCGCCAACAACACCGGCGGCGCCGACCUCAUGUUUGCCUUCCCUGCACGCCUUAUACUCCUUGUUUCCACUUGUGAAAAUUUCCUUGAAAAAUACAACUCUCUGUACAUUU
Scylla paramamosain (green mud crab) is the source of this 588-nucleotide messenger RNA. RefSeq lists its product as uncharacterized. Bases 16 to 420 code for a protein of 134 amino acids. The record is from RefSeq and is a predicted model, not a curated record. The transcript has 2 exons. Lineage: Eukaryota; Metazoa; Arthropoda; Malacostraca; Decapoda; Portunidae.